Astyanax mexicanus (Mexican tetra) is the source of this 1174-nucleotide messenger RNA. RefSeq names its product DnaJ (Hsp40) homolog, subfamily C, member 17 (gene dnajc17). Gene Ontology annotation, molecular function: RNA binding. Gene Ontology annotation, biological process: spliceosomal complex disassembly. Bases 118 to 1050 code for a protein of 310 amino acids. The record is from RefSeq and is a predicted model, not a curated record. The transcript is spliced from 11 exons. Gene Ontology annotation, cellular component: spliceosomal complex. Lineage: Eukaryota; Metazoa; Chordata; Actinopteri; Characiformes; Acestrorhamphidae.
CGGAUGUGUUUACAGCGCUGCAUGUUUUUGAAUCAGCUGAAGGCUGUUCAGUGUCUGGGUUUAGUAUUUUAAUAUAAUAGUAUAAUAUCUGGGUUUAAUAGUUAUAUAAAUAUAAAAAUGGCUUCAGCUAAAGAAAUCCUACAGCUGGAUCUGUACGCUUUACUCGGGGUUGAGGAGAAAGCGACGGAGAAAGAGAUAAAGAAGGCGUACAGACAGAGAGCCCUGAGCUGUCACCCAGACAAAAACCCAGACAAUCCGAAGGCUGCCGAGCUCUUCCACCAGCUCUCGCAGGCCCUCGAGGUGCUGACUGACGCCGCAGCCAGGGCUGCCUAUGACAAGGUCCGCGCUGCCAAGAAACAAGCGGAGGAGAGAACCCGGAGACUAGAUGACAAGAGGAAAAAGAUCAAGCUAGACUUAGAGGCCCGAGAGCGACAAGCGGAAGAAGACUCUCAAAAAGUCGAGGAAUUUAAAGUCUCACGAACGUUAGAAGAAGAGAUCGCCCGUUUGAGAGAGGAGGGGUCCCGGCAGCUGCAGGAAGAGCAGAGGCUGAUUAGAGAACAGAUCCAGAGAGAGAGAGAGGGCAGGCUGCACACACACUCAGAUGCACCUCAGCAAGGCAACAAAAAGGCCACCCCUAAAUUAAAGCUGAAGUGGAAAUGUAAAAAAGAUGACGACACGAACGGCGGCUAUUCUCAGGACUUUCUUCAGCGGCUUCUUCAGAAGUAUGGAGACGUGUUGAACAUUGUGAUCUCCAGUAAGAAGAAAGGCAGUGCUGUGGUAGAGUUUGCAACAGUGAGAGCAGCGGAGCUGGCGUGCAAAAAUGAGGUGGGUCUGACAGAAAACCCUCUGAAAAUUGUCUGGCUGGAGGGACAACCUGAAGCUGCUCCAACAGCACCCAGUCACAUGACCCCAGGAAUGUUCACACCUUCACAGAAUCCUCUGAGCAGUGAGCGGGAUUAUGAGAGUCUGGUGCUGAUGCGGAUGAGGCAGGCUGCGGAACGACAGAGGCUGAUUGAGCAAAUGCAGAAGGAGGACGAGGAGGAAACCUGACCACAUCCCUGAGCGGCUUUACUUUCAUUAAACGAUCCCUCAUUACCGUUCUUAAGUUCCUGUCUUUACUUUUACAGUAAUUUAAAUCCUCACAAAUCAAUAAAGUAUUUUCUUUGGUAGAGGA